AUGAUCUAUGCGGAUAAUUGUUGCUGUUGCAUGGACCUCAAGUGCGGCUGCAUCUUGAUAGCCAUCGUUGAAGUGCUCAUACGGGGAAUAGAUCGCUUUUUUGUGGAGUAUGAUACCCUACUCGGCUAUGCCACUCUCAUUCUGAGUGGCGUCUAUGUCAUAAGCUGCGUCUUUCUUCUGCUUGGGGCCGUGAUGCAACUACGUAUAUUUCUACUGCCCUAUCUCUGGAUAGGCGUUAUACGGCUGGUCGCUUUGAUCGUCGAGUUUAUCUACUACUAUCUAAACACUGAUGAAAUCGUCUAUGAGUAUUUAUAUUUCGAUGUCUUCCAAGCGGUUUUAGGCUUAUACUUCUGGCUGGUGGUCUACUCGUUCUAUGAUGUAUUGAGAAAAACAUAG
Molecule: messenger RNA, 396 nt
Organism: Drosophila persimilis
Lineage: Eukaryota; Metazoa; Arthropoda; Insecta; Diptera; Drosophilidae
Exons: 4
Coding region: 1-396 (131 amino acids)
Source: RefSeq, a predicted model, not a curated record